AUGGUUGUCAUUGAGCUUAAUGUGCUGGCAGCGUUCUAUGUUCUUGGAUCUGUAGUUGCUAUUUAUGCCAUCAAGAGAAUAGCAAAGGCUUUAGUCUUAUGUGUCCAACCUAUUCCAAAAUUCUUUGUUGUUCCUCCUAAAGAGGCUGAUUUUGGUUGGAAGCCUUCCAAGGGACCAACUCAGAUAUCCUCAGUCCGAGAUCCUAAAAACCCAGCCAAGAUUAUCUGCUACGAUCCAGCUACUGGAUAUUCGCUGGGCGAAAGGGAUAUUGUCUCUCCAGAGCAGGUCAAGUCAAUCGUUGAUAAGGCUCGCAUUGCUCAACAAAUAUAUGCAACUACUACGUUUGAGCAGCGUCGAACUCUUCUCCGCAGUUUACUCGACUGGAUCGUUGACAACCAGGAUUUAAUCUGUCGUGUUGCCACCAGAGAUUCUGGUAAAUCACUUAUCGAUGGAAACUUUGGCGAAAUUUUAACUACCUGUGAGAAGCUGCGAUGGACCAUUCAGCAUGGUGAAAAUGCUUUGCGUUCAGAAGUACGUGAGCCUGGUAUGGUCAUGGUGCACAAGAUUCCCCGUGUUGAUUACUUACCGAUCGGUGUAAUGGGAUGCAUUGUAAGCUGGAAUUACCCGUUUCACAAUGUGUUUGGUCCAGUAGUGAGUGCUCUCAUGGCGGGUAACGCUUGCGUUGUUAAAUGCUCUGAACAAGUCGCCUGGAGUACCACCUUUUGGCAAUCCAUUAUAUCUGCUGCGCUCACUGCUAAUAAUAUUAGUGAGGAUCUGGUUGUAUUCAUGAACGGGUUUGGUGAGACUGGACAAGCAUUGGUCGAUGCUGCUGACAAGAUUACGUUUAUUGGCUCUCCUGGAGUUGGGAAAAUUAUUAUGAAGCAGGCAUCCCACACAUUGACACCUGUGAUUUUAGAACUUGGAGGAAAAGAUUGUGCACUUGUGUUUGAUGACUGUGACUAUGAACAGUUUCGUCAUAACUCAAUGCGUUAUAGUUUUCAAAACUCUGGUCAAAAUUGUGCUGGUCUUGAACGGGUUAUUAUCCACGAGUCGUUGUAUGAUCGGUAUAUCAGCGACACCAUCGAGACUAUUAGGAAAUUGCGUGUCGGUGCUUCACUCCAUGAAGAGGUUGACUGUGGUGCCAUCACCAUGUUUUCGCAGAUUGGAAUUAUACAGUCACUUGUUGACGAUGCUAUCAAGAUGGGUGCAAAAGUCCAGAUUGGCGGCAGCACUUAUAAAAAUCCCAAUUUUCCUUACGGACAAUAUUUUACUCCUACUCUUCUGACUGGUAUCACAACUAAAAUGCGUAUUUCGCAAGAGGAAAUUUUUGGACCUGUGUUGAUGGUUAUGAAAUUCAAGACAGAAGAGGAAGCUAUUGCUCUCGCCAACUCAUCUCCUUUUGGUCUUGGGAGUGGUGUAUUCACUCUUGAUAUCCAAAAGGGAGAACGUGUUGCUCGCAAACUGCGUGUUGGUUUCUCAAAUAUCAAUGAUUUUGGUGUCAACUAUCUUUGUCAAGGUCUUCCAUUUGCUGGUGUUGGCAUAUCUGGUAUUGAUCGAUUUGCUGGUGUUGAAGGUCUUCGCGGAAACUGCCAUCCUCGUGCCAUGACUAGCGAUAGAUUUAACUUUAUGGGAGUCCGUACUACUUUGCCCCAAUUGCUGCACUAUCCUAUUGUACCAGCAGGAAAGGAAUUUCAAGAAAGUCUGAUUCAGAUGCUUUUUGCACUUAAUCCUGUUUCUCGAGUCAUUGGAUUGAUGCGUGUUGCCAAAAUAUCUAUUCUUGGCCAUGCAUAAGCCACUUUUUAUUUGAGUAUCCAUUACAAUCAAAAAAUGAUUAUUGUAUCUCAAUUCUUGUUAUGCUUGUCUCAUUCGACUAUUUUGAAUUAAACUAUCCUCUAGUCAGUAUAG
Messenger RNA from Batrachochytrium dendrobatidis JAM81, 1905 nucleotides. RefSeq lists its product as uncharacterized. The record is from RefSeq and is a predicted model, not a curated record. Lineage: Eukaryota; Fungi; Chytridiomycota; Chytridiomycetes; Rhizophydiales. Bases 1 to 1791 code for a protein of 596 amino acids. Gene Ontology annotation, molecular function: oxidoreductase activity, acting on the aldehyde or oxo group of donors, NAD or NADP as acceptor. The transcript has 6 exons.